UGAGGAACUACUUAACAACCCAAUCUUUCUACGGUCUCCCUCGUUUAUUGCUAAAUCCUUUGAACUCUCUGGUUGAACGUUGUUGUAACUGAAACAACUACAGAUUGUUUCCUUCUGUGUAUUUGUUUUGUAAGAAAUAAAACGAUGAUUUUUUUAAUUGAUUGUUAUUCAAUCAAAUCGAUUGCCCUUCACAUUUCAAUCACAAGCCUUUCAAGAUUCGUAGUGAGUAGAAGCUAAGAAUGACGAAGAAGAAAAGGGUUCAUUUCCUACUCGCCCUUGUGGCCAUCUACGGUCUCAGCACCGCCGCUGAGAAAUGUCGAGAGAUGGUUGGCAAAGAGGCUGCAUCCAAAAGCGGGCAGUUUGGUAUCAUGGACUGUUUAGAUGGUGGCACUGGAACCGUGGCAUGCAUGGUGAAGGAGGGCGUAAAGAGUUACAUUUAUAGCAUCAAAACCACUCACGCCGAGAUAGCAAGCCAUCUCGCAAAGGAAGGUGCACUGGCCGAGGCUGUAUCUCAAGGGAUGACCGCCAAAGAUGCAACUAAAGAAGCCCAGAAAGCGGCGGCAAAAGCAACCAAAGUGGCAUCGCGCCAAGCCGAGCAUAUCCUUGGCCCCAUUGUCUCUUCGGGAUGGGAUCUUUUCGAAACGUUUUACUUCAGGGGCUCAAUAACGGAAGGGCUCGUAAGAAGCUCGGGUACAUUGGUUGGCACGUAUUUGGUCGGGUUUCUAGGCGAGAAGAGCUACAGAAGGGUUGGAUACUUUGUUGGAAGCAUGCUAGGUAGUUGGGUUGGAGGGAAGGUGGGUGUGAUGAUUUAUGAUUUGGUGAAUGGAGUACAAUACAUUCUUCAGAAACCUCAACAACAACCUUACCAGAGGCCAGCAGGACAUGAUGAAUUUUAAACUAACUUAGGUGGUCUUAAACUAGCAAGUAUAAUUUAAUUCCUAAUUAUAAUAAGUUGUAAAUUUGACUUUUAAUUAGUUACAAUAGUAACCUGGCAAUCAUUAU
Messenger RNA from Ipomoea nil (Japanese morning glory), 1002 nucleotides. RefSeq lists its product as uncharacterized. The record is from RefSeq and is a predicted model, not a curated record. NCBI's taxonomy places the organism in Eukaryota, Viridiplantae, Streptophyta, Magnoliopsida, Solanales, Convolvulaceae. The transcript is spliced from 2 exons. The coding region runs from base 240 to 896 and encodes 218 amino acids.